ACCACGUACUGGUCCGUCUUCACACCUCAUCGAAUCUUCAGCAGGUGCGCGCUACUCCACCGCCAAAACCCAAGCGCUAGCGCCGGCGUCGCCGUCCCCGAUCGCGCGCAAUCGUAGAAAAAGGGGACAAAAUUAAGAGGAAGAAAACAAUGAAACGUUCCCUAACCCUAGGACGAUCUCGAUCAUCUUCUCUUCUCCUUUCUCUUGCUCGCAAUCUCUCGUCAUCUCCCUCAGUGUUCGACUCUCCAGUCGCCGAAUCGUCCCCAGAGACCGGACUCUACGGGAUCCCGCAUCUGAAGACGGCCAAAGGAUUUCGUAGAUUCGUCGAUGAAGCAAUUGAGAGGUCAGGAGAGCUCGUUAGCUAUGUCUCUCAGUUACCUCCGUCGGCUGAGGUCAUUAGAACCAUGGAUGAGAUUUCUAACACUGUCUGCUCAGUCAUUGAUGCAGCAGAGCUCUGCAGGCAGACUCAUCCAAAUAAGGAGUAUGUAGAGGAAGCCACGAAGGCCUCAAUGAGGAUAUAUGACCAUCUGCACUUUCUGAAUACCAAUCACAAUCUUUACAGUGCGGUGGUAAAAGCUGAGCAGGAAGGUUUUCUGCAGACAGAAGCUCAUAGGGCUGCACAUGCUUUACGCACUGACUUCGAAAAGGGAGGGGUCCAUCUUUCUGCAGAAAAGGUGGAUAGAGUUAAUCAGUUAAACACCGAGAUUGUUCAGCUGGGUCGACAGUUCAAUGAAAAUAUUAUGAUUGAUCCAGGUUCUAUUGAUGUGUAUCCUGGCUCGCGGAUCCCAAAGCAUUUACAUAGUCAUUUGGAGCCCAUCUAUCGUCACACACUUCCAAGAGAAAAUCUACUGAUAUCAGCAUACAAGAAAAAGGAGAAGGGCUUUCGAGUUACAACAGAUCCGAGUACACUAUCCUCGAUAUUGAGAUGGACUGCAGAUGAUGAGGUGAGGAAACGAGCGUACAUAAAAGGAAACUCUUCGCCACAUGCAAAUCUUGCCAUUCUUGAAAAGCUUAUUUGUGCUCGUGAUGAACUUGGACAGACUUUGGGGUGCAAAUCUUAUUCCGAGUUUGCAAUUCAGCCAAAUAUGGCUGCAUCACCAGAUGUGGUUAUGUCCUUUCUUAUUGAUUUGAGCAUGACUAUUAGACCUAAAGCUGAUGAGGAGUUUAGGUCCAUACGUGAGUUCAAAAGGAAAAUGUGUAAUGAAAAAUGUGCUGAUUUACAGCCAUGGGAUGAGGCUUACUUCACAGGAAAGAUGAAGUCUUCUGCAUAUGACUUGGACCCCUCUGUCAUAGCGUCAUACUUCUCAUUAUCCCAUUGCCUUGAGGGCCUAAAGGUGUUGGUUAAAUCAUUGUUUGGUGCGACAUUCCAUAGCAUGCCUUUUGCACCAGGAGAAUCAUGGCACCCCAGUGUGAUGAAAUUGUCACUUCAUCAUCCUGAAGAGGGAGAUUUGGGGUUUCUGUAUCUUGAUCUUUACUCGAGGAAGGAAAAAUAUCCUGGUUGUGCUCACUUUGCCAUUAGAGGCGGUCGUCGACUAUCUGGGACAGAGUACCAAUUACCUAUUGUUGCUUUGGUAUGCAACUUCUCAGCUUCUCCUGGAUCAUCUUCAAGGCUUAAUCACUUGGAUGUUGAAACCCUUUUCCAUGAAUUUGGACAUGCUCUUCAUUCCCUUCUUUCUAGAACGGAUUAUCAGCACUUCUCAGGUACGAGAGUUGUUCUUGAUUUGGCUGAAACUCCUUCAAACCUAUUUGAGCACUAUGCAUGGGACUACCGUGUUCUGAGGACAUUUGCUAGACACUAUGCGACAGGUGAUGUAAUACCAGAAAAACUAGUAGCAGUCAUGAACUCUGCUAGAAAUAUGUUUGCCGCUACAGAACUUCAGCGCCAGAUUUUCCUCUCAAUUACUGAUCUCACUCUGUUCGGGGAGCAGCCCUCCACUCCCAUAGAUACAAUAUCUGUUGUUGCUGAUCUGAAGAGAAAGUACACAAGCUGGAACCAUGUGGACGGCACACACUGGCACACUCGAUUUACCCAUCUUAUAACUUACGGGGCAGGUUAUUACAGCUACCUGUAUGCAAAGUGUUUUUCAGAAACUAUAUGGCAGGAGAUAUGCAGUGAAGAUCCCUUCUCAAUGAGCACAGGAACUGCUAUUAGAACAAAGUUCUUGCAGCACGGUGGAGCGAAGGAUCCUGUUCAAUUAUUACAGGAUUUUGUUGGCAGUGGUGUUGUGAGAAGUUCAAAUGGUGGGAUCGUCCCUGAUAUUAGUAGCCUUUGUAAAGGAAUGGGGCUGGGGUGAUAGACCUCCAUCUACUUAAGCAACCAUAAAUAUAGAGCACUGUUACAGAUUGUCAAGCAUCAGAUAUUUCAGGAAAGUGGAGAGCUUGAUGGUAAUGGUGUCUCCUCAGCCAUGCAUCAAAGAAUACAGUUCAAAGUAAGCAUAUGAUGUAGCUUUGCGUGUUUAAAAUUGAUGAUGGUUGUGCGGAUGGAAGAAAGUCAUCCAUGUACGGCAGGGGAGAUGGUGAAUUUUGCACGAAAGGGAAGACUCUUGGUGAGCUUGUAUGUAGUCUUAUCUAUCCUUGUGAGGUUGCCACUGGCUCUAUUGACCCUAUUCAUGUUUUCUGUAAUGAACUGAUUACUGGCAUUGCUUUCCAUCUUAAUUUAUUCUCGUAUCUCUAAAAUGUAACGUUAAAUACACUGUUAUUUAGAGUAUCCCGAUCAUAAUAACAUUUAAUGAUGAGAAGGUAUGUAAUUUUGCUUCA
This is a messenger RNA of Asparagus officinalis (garden asparagus), 2757 nucleotides long. RefSeq names its product probable mitochondrial intermediate peptidase, mitochondrial. The coding region runs from base 150 to 2294 and encodes 714 amino acids. The record is from RefSeq and is a predicted model, not a curated record. Gene Ontology annotation, molecular function: metalloendopeptidase activity. Gene Ontology annotation, biological process: proteolysis; peptide metabolic process. Lineage: Eukaryota; Viridiplantae; Streptophyta; Magnoliopsida; Asparagales; Asparagaceae. The transcript is spliced from 17 exons.